This is a messenger RNA of Naumovozyma dairenensis CBS 421, 1590 nucleotides long. RefSeq names its product Mcx1p (gene MCX1). The record is from RefSeq and is a predicted model, not a curated record. The transcript has a single exon. Gene Ontology annotation, molecular function: ATP hydrolysis activity; ATP binding. NCBI's taxonomy places the organism in Eukaryota, Fungi, Ascomycota, Saccharomycetes, Saccharomycetales, Saccharomycetaceae. Gene Ontology annotation, cellular component: mitochondrial matrix. The coding region runs from base 1 to 1590 and encodes 529 amino acids. Gene Ontology annotation, biological process: protein catabolic process; proteolysis.
AUGUUCAGAUAUAUUCCUCUGAGGCACAUAGUAAGGCACUAUGGUGCUGUUUCUGGAGCAUCUCAAAAAUUGGCUCAAAAGCGAUGGACAAAAGUACCAUCACCUAAAGAAUUGAAGGGUUUUUUGGAUGAAUAUAUUAUCGGACAAGAGACUGGUAAGAAAGUGCUAAGUGUUGCAGUUUAUAACCAUUAUUUGAGGAUUAAUGAUAAGCAAAGAAAACUUGAGUUGAAGAGAGAAAAGGAGAUCAUACGGGAAGGACUUGCAAGAGAAAAAAAGCUAAGAGAAUUAGAAGAAGGAAAAGACGAACCAGACAAGUUUUCUGCCGAAGCAGAUACCGACCAGAGCGAACCUAUCUUUAAUGGAAGUAGUGAAGCAAAAGCUGGAUUGAGGAACUUACAGAGACAAUUGAAUAUUAGCUUCAAUGAAGAGGCUGAUAAUACGGCAUUGGAUGCCAAAGAUGAUGAUUUAGAACUAAGUAAAAGUAAUGUUCUAGUUGUAGGACCCUCUGGUUCGGGGAAGACUUUGCUGGCAAGUACAUUGGCGAGAAUACUUGACGUUCCAAUAGCAAUUACUGAUUGCACACAGUUGACUCAAGCUGGGUAUAUUGGUGAAGAUGUCGAAGUGUGCAUUGAAAGAUUACUUGUAAACGCAGACUUUGAUGUCGCUAAGGCUGAAAGAGGAAUUAUUGUUUUGGAUGAAAUUGACAAACUUGCUAAACCUUCUGCAAGUAUUGGUACUAAGGAUGUUUCCGGUGAAGGUGUUCAACAAUCAUUACUAAAGAUAAUUGAAGGACAUAAAGUUGAAAUUACUACAGAGAGGCCACUUAAAAAGGGAUCCGAUGAUAGAGGAAACCAGAAAACGCCGAAGAAAAGUGAGACAUUUGUUAUCGAUACUUCGAAUAUCUUGUUCAUGAUCAUGGGUGCGUUUGUUGGCUUAGAUAAACAUAUAGUUAAAAGAAUAAACAGGAUGAAAAAUAUUGAUACUGAAAUCUCAAAGGAAAACGAAAACCAAAAAGCGAGAUUUAGUAAUACCAUAGAAGAAGUAGAAUUGGGUAAUGGAAAGAAAGUACCAGCAUUAAAUCUAACCACUCCUUCAGAUUUGGUUAGUUUCGGUUUAAUCCCAGAAUUGAUAGGUAGAGUGCCUAUUGUUACCGCGUUGCAACCUUUACAAAGAGAUGAUUUGUUUCAUAUUUUGAAAGAACCAAAGAAUGCAUUGUUAGAUCAAUAUGAAUAUAUCUUUAACCAAUUUGGUGUUAGAUUGUGUGUAACUGAUAAAGCGUUGCAGAAAAUUGCUCAAUUCGCUUUAAGAGAAGGGACAGGUGCAAGAGGUUUAAGAGGCAUCAUGGAAAGAAUUUUAUUAAAUGUUAAUUACGAAUGUCCUGAAUCCGGUAUUUCUUAUGUUCUUGUGAAUGAAAAGACGGUGGAUUCUUUACAACAAACAGAAUACUCCUUAGCGACUCACGUCGAUGCAAAAUAUUAUUCUAGAGGACAGAGAGAUGAUUUGAUUCGUGAUGUUUAUGAAGAGGACAAGAAUUUGGGAAGUGUACUAGAUGAGGAGUUUGGUAGGACACCUACUUUAAAGAAGAAGUGA